Messenger RNA from Hibiscus syriacus, 832 nucleotides. RefSeq names its product vesicle transport v-SNARE 11-like. Gene Ontology annotation, biological process: vesicle fusion; vesicle-mediated transport; intracellular protein transport. Lineage: Eukaryota; Viridiplantae; Streptophyta; Magnoliopsida; Malvales; Malvaceae. The record is from RefSeq and is a predicted model, not a curated record. The transcript has 6 exons. Gene Ontology annotation, cellular component: endoplasmic reticulum membrane; ER to Golgi transport vesicle membrane; Golgi apparatus. The coding region runs from base 140 to 808 and encodes 222 amino acids. Gene Ontology annotation, molecular function: SNARE binding; SNAP receptor activity.
AAAAGGAUCAUUAAUUCCGUCCUCCUCUCAAUUCCCUUUUUCUCUAAUAAUUAUUCGUUGAUCUCUCCCGCGCGAUUCCGGAAAAAAAUCUUGGACGAAUGUAGGUGGGCGAGCGUGAGAGAUUGGGGAAGAAGCCAAAAUGAGUGAGGUGUUCGACGGUUAUGAACGCCAGUACUGCGAGCUCUCCGCAGAUUUGACGCGAAGCUGUGCCUCCGCCGCCGUUCUUAAUGGAGAGCAGAAAAAGCAGAAACUUUCUGAAAUACAAGCAGGACUAGAUGAUGCUGAUGCUCUGAUUAGGAAAAUGGACCUUGAAGCAAGGAGUUUGCAGCCAAGCAUAAAGGCAACACUUCUUGCUAAGUUAAGAGAAUACAAAAAUGACCUGAGCAACUUGAAGACUGAUGUUAAAAGAGUCAUUUCAACUGAUCCAUAUCAGGAUGAUCGUGACGAGUUGUUGGGAUCAGGACGGGCAGAUACAAUGAUGGACUCUGCUGCGGAUCAAAAAGGCAGAUUAUUGAUGUCGACAGAGAGAUUAAACCAAUCUACUGAAAGAAUUAAGGAAAGCAGAAAAACAAUGCUGGAAACAGAAGAGCUAGGUGUCUCAAUCCUACAGGAUUUGCAUCAACAACGUCAAUCUCUCCUUAAUGCCCAUACCACGCUCCAUGAAGUAGAUGACAACAUUAGCAAGAGCAAGAAGCUGCUGACAAGCAUAUCAAGAAGGAUGAACAGGAACAAAAUGAUAAUGUGGGGCGUAACUGGAGUCCUUGUUCUUGCCAUAUUACUUAUCCUGUAUUUUAAGCUCAUUCAUUAGGGCUUGUCUCACCUCUGGUUGUUC